Molecule: messenger RNA, 1802 nt
Organism: Tachysurus fulvidraco (yellow catfish)
Lineage: Eukaryota; Metazoa; Chordata; Actinopteri; Siluriformes; Bagridae
Gene: gpr25
Product: G protein-coupled receptor 25
Exons: 1
Coding region: 579-1787 (402 amino acids)
Biological process (GO): immune response; G protein-coupled receptor signaling pathway
Cellular component (GO): membrane
Molecular function (GO): G protein-coupled receptor activity
Source: RefSeq, a predicted model, not a curated record
UCUAACUCUUCCUGUCCUGUACUUGUAAAGCUGUGUAAAGCCUUAGGUGAGAUUGUGUCACUGGUUGCUCUCAUAUAUAGUUUCUUGCACUACAAAAACAAACAAACAAAUAAAUAAAUGAAUACUUUAAUAUUACAAGGUGUAGGAGAACACUAAAUAUGUGCAGUUUGUAAAUAUUGCUUUAGAAAAAUCAGGAAACCAAAACCACACAUAAAAAAAUCUUCCCCUUAUGGCAUAUGUUUGUAAUCCGUAUACUGUUAGCUGGCAUGCUUUUGAAUAAAGCAUUUUGAUGCCAUUUACUGCAAUCACCAAACCCUACGGUUGCACUUUUGAUUCAUUGGUUUCAACUGUUGAAAAUUAUAGAACUAUUAUCAGCCAUGUACUUUUAGGUCUGUCUAGUCAUAUAUACAGUAUUUUUUUGUUCCAAAGUAAUACAGUACAAUAUUAAAAUAUAAAAUGAUGUUUUUAAUGAAAGGUGUUUAAUGAAAUAGGAUUAUUUAUGAUUUGCUAAAGAGAUUUGCAUACCUACUUAUCAGAUCAAAAAGAGUACUUGCUUCUGCAGUUUGUGGUUGUGUCACAUGUGCAAGUGUGUGGCUGAAUAUGUUUUUUUUUCUGCUUUGCCAGUUAGAGAAGCACAGAUGACAAGCAGCACUGAGGUGGCAUUCUUUAAUACCACAAUGGAAAAUCAUACGGAUGAUUACUCAUCUUAUCAAUACCUCUACGAUGAUUUGAAUGAUACGGUGAUUCCAACGUCAGUCACUGCGCUGAAGGAGCAACCUCUCUCCAUGUCUCACAUCUAUCUCCCCAUGUUUUAUUUCAUUAUGUUCUUUGCUGGAUUCACUGGGAACCUGUUUGUCAUCAUAAUUAUUGGUAACAGGCACAAGAAGAAUGCACGUCUGGUAGAUACAUUUGUGCUGAACCUUGCUCUAGCAGACCUGGUUUUUGUCUUCACUUUGCCGCUAUGGGCUGUCUCAGCUGGGAAGCAUAACCAGUGGCCUUUUGGGGAGCUGAUGUGCAAGAUCAGCAGCUAUGUCAUUGCAGUCAACCGCUUUUCCAACAUUUUCUUUCUCACAUGCAUGAGUGUGGACCGUUACCUUGCCAUAGUGCGCCUUAUGGACUCUCACUUUCUCCGGAGCAGCAAAUGCAUACAUCUAACUUGUGGAGUGGUAUGGGGAUUGUCCCUGAUUUUGGGGACACCAUCACUGGUUUAUCGUGGGUUGAUUGAAGGUGACUUUUGUAUAGAUGACCUGGAUUCCUCCUUUUUCCAAGGUAUGAUUCUGCUAUCAGUCUUUCUGACCUUUGUGCUGCCUGUGCUGAUUAUCAUCCUAUGUUAUGGCUCAAUUGUGGUCAAACUGCGGCACCACUGUGUCUCUGCUGGAAAUUCACGUGCUGAAGCCCGAUGUCGCCACUCUCUCAAAAUUGUUUUUACCAUUGUUAUUGUUUUUCUGGUAUCUUGGCUUCCCUAUAAUAUGUUAAGGACAAUUCAAGUACUCUGUAAGAUCAGUAACAUCAAGCUGAAUGAUGACACCUACAUGUAUUUGGCCAGAGGGCUCAUCAUCUCCUCCUGCCUGGCCUUUCUCAACAGUUGUCUGAAUCCAGUCAUUUACUUGUUCCUGGAUAAGCAUUUUAGGCGCAGCGCAGCCGCACAGUGCAAGUCAUGCACUGGCAAGGGGGAUAUACAGCAGAGUUACAUGUCAUCUAAUUCAACUGCCUCAAAUGGUCUCUCAGAGAGCCUGGGAAGCACUGCACUCCGUGGCCACCUCUUCUCCCUAACUCAAAAGAAAUGAACUCUACUCAGCCAC